CUGCGCGGUCGAUACGGCUCUCCCGGCGGCGCGCACAGCCCGCCGCGGCAGUGGCCAGCUCGCUGCCGUGGCAGAGCCUGUUCGUGUUGCGAUGAAGCAACACAAGGAAUUCACGUUAAUCUCGUAUAAUGCUAAAACUACCCAAAGGACUUAAAAAGAAAAAGAAAGGAAAGAAGUCCAAACGAAAGGGUGAAGACGAGUUAUUUACUGAAGAAGAAUUAGAGAAAUACAGAAGAGAGCAUCAACAACAGCAGGCCGCUGCUGGUGAAGGCUCAGCCAAGGGAAAUGAAGAGUGGUCCAAGUUCCAGGACUUGACCAAGGGAGUCGACUCAGUCUUAAAGCAGACUCAGGGAGAUCUUGAUCGAAUCAAAUCAACAUCUUUCUUCCAACGCGUCCCUACAGGACCCAAAGACGUCGAUAGAUCUGGCAAAGAGAGAGAGGGCAAGAAGGCAGAGAGUCCUAAAAAGCCAGUAGUUGAGAUCACUGAAGCUGACUUCCCUCAAUUAGUAGCCGCUGCUGCAGCUGAAGCAGACGAGGACCGCUCGGAGUACGGCGCCACUGACGAAGAAUCAGAAGAAGACGACCAGGACGAUAUCUUUGACACCUCCUACGUUGAUGCAGUAGAAAGAGGAGAGGUAAAACUUGCCUACGUUCCAGACUCACCGGAGGAACCAGAUGAUGAUAUUUUUGACACUUCACAUGUUGAUGCUAUAAUCAAAGGACACGACGGAAAGAGCACCAAAGGAAAGGACGGUAAAAAAUCAUUAGAUAUCGGAGUUGCUGUCGAAGUUCUAACAGGGCGAAUAAAUAAUGUUGUUAUCACUUCUAAACGGUCAAAGAGGGUUAUACCUGGAGAUCUUCUACUAGAAAGCACUGAUAGUGAUACUAAGCCAGUCGUCUCCAAACUUCCAAGUCCGACGGUAGAAAAAAGUAUUCUUGACGCAGACGAAGAUUUGCCAAUUGGUGAACCUAUUGACUUAAGUGUAUCACUGCACACUUCAUUAAUUCAACAAAAUAAACCUUCUGAAGAAAAUUUUAACAAUUUCGAAGACGAGAGCAAUAGCAAAGUUAAUGACGACGAAGAAGACGAUGAAUUCACACAACUAGCUACUGAAUCAUUAGAAGUAAGUGGAGAAGUUAUUAAACUUAAAGAGGAAGAAAUAAAAGUUGAGCCAGUUAUUCAAGACUCUUGGUCCGCAUUCGAAGCAGACAAAAACGCAUCCGUUUUUGCGGAAGGUAUCGUUGAAGAUCAAAUUGAUGUCCUUGACCCGUACCUUGAUGGUGACGAUCCGUUUGAUACAAGUUUCGCUGAUGAAAUAAUUCCACCUCUAAAUUUGAGUCAGGUUGCGAAACAAACCGUUAUAUUAGAAGACGACGACGAUUUCGAUCCAAGGGCUGAAGAAAUUCAUAGCAGGCUCAACAACAGAAGGAAAUCGUCAGUUCGCAUACAUUUAACUGAUCCCUCCGGAAUAAGGGAAUCGAUUACUUCAGACGACGUCGUUGUGAAAGAAACUCCAUUAUAUCACGAUCUUUUGGGUGGUAGUUGUACUGAUCUAACUCAGCUAGGUGAUUCUCCGAUAGAUCCGGUUGAUAUUAACGCCGAAGGCGAUAUUGACCCAUUUGAUACAUCUAUCGUUGAUAAAAUAGUUGCACCUGGAAAAGUUGAAUUGAAACUUUUAGAAAAAGAACUUAUCGAAGAACAAAAACCUGUAUAUCGGGUUCCCAGUGAUCCUGAUUUUGAUCCGAGAGCCGAAGAAUCUUCACCCAAAGUUGAAAGAAGAGCUUCUAGGCCUGAAAAUCUUGUUGUGAGUAAAAGUGUUGUUUUUGACGUCGACGGUGAACCAGAACAAAGUUUAGACAUUAAAGUAAAACAACAAAAACCAGUUACGCCAUAUUACACAAGAGAGGUGUCCAUCACAGAAGACCUCAACGAGGAAGCUGAAGAUAUCUUUCCGGAAACUUUAACGAGAACUCGGUCCGACGAAGACUUGGCACCAAAAGCAACUCAGCAGACAAAGCGGCGCCAUUCAGAGUUCGCGCAGCCAAAACAAGCCAACGUUACCUUGAGAGCAAGUGAACUUUUGGAAAUCGGCCAAACAAAUAUCUCAACUAAGGUUCUCACUCCCUGCGCACCCCAGCCUAGCAAAGAACAAGAGGAAGAUCAAGACUUUGAUCCAUUCGACACAUCCUUUGCUGCACAGAUAGCACCCAGCAAAAUCGAAUUGAGAUUAUUGGCAAAGGAAUUUUCGUGUGAAGAGACAAAAGUUGAAACAGAACUGGACCUCCUUGAACCCCACGACGAUAUCUUUCAAGUAAAGGCUCUUACUCCAGAACCUACCGCGUCAACUAAAGUACCAGAAGAAGAUAUCGAUCCUUUUGAUACUUCGUUCGCUACAGACCUUCAGCCAGGACCAACUGAGCUCAAAUUAUUAGAGUCUGAAUUUCUAAAUAUGGGUGAGCCAGCAGCAGCGGCCCCGGUUACUCCUGAGGCGCUCAAUCCUUUCAUGAUGGGGGACGCAGAUCCUGGAGCGUUUGGUGGAGCUGAGGAUUUCACAGGCGACAAUCCAUUCGCUGCAAGUAACCCGUUCUCAGAUUUUGGUGGAGGAGCAUUUGAACCACCAGCAGGUGACACUGUGCCAGUUGAUAUAUUCGGUAAUGGCUCGCCAGCCCCCCCUGCUGCAGCAGCAGGCCCGUUUGAUGGAUUCAUGAGUGCAGCUGCCGCUCCUAUGGAUAUAUUUGGAUCACAUGAACCCCCACCUCGCCCACCCAAGCCAACAGAACUAGAAUUGGUGAGCACGACCGCUGAUCCACCAGAAGAACGCGGACCGCCACGACCACCGCCGCCAGCUCGACCACUCCCACCAGAGACACAAACACUCAUCCACAGCGUCACAGGACACAUGGAACUAACAACAUCGCAUCUGUUGGAUCGUAUUCCACCUACAAGAACGCCUAGUCCAGUUUCACUAAGGGAUAUUCAUUCACCGAGCCCUACACCGGAGCCGGACAUAGAUGAGCUGCCACCGAGUGAAACAUUUGAUAUUAAUUGCAACAAGCCGCAGCGGCCACCGCCGGCCCGCCCGCCGCUGCCCCCGGUAGCCCGGCCGCCCCCACCGCGCCCCGCACCCCCUCCGAUACCUCCACCAAUCACCAAGCCACAGGUUCCGCCUCCACCACAGCAACACCAGGCAGCAGAUGACAUAAAUUUGUUUGACGCACCAGUUCCAGUCGCAAACAAACCUACAAAAGAAGAUAUAAUGAGUCUUUACUCAGCACCUAAAAAAGAGGCGAAGCCUGUCGACUUUUUAAGCGAUGACUUCAUGGAUGACAUUCCUCCAGCUACCAGUGAGCCGCAGCCAUCUAAAGCUCUCGUUCAACCAAGCUCAAUAUUCACCAGCAGUGCGGAGCCAGUUGGCACAAUAAUUGACCAUGUAACGACCACCACAUCAGGCGGAGUUACCUCCGAAACGUCACCUACUCCAUUGUUCUCACAAAACUCACCAGCAGAACCGUCACUAGUGGAAACAGCGCCAGCAUUAGCAAUGGAUGUUGAUUCUGUUGCACCGAUGGACUGUACCGAGCCCCCAACAGAGGUGCCCACGGCAGUUACAUCUCCGUUUGCUGAAAACGAUUUCGAAACGCACAAGAUAGAUGAAGAUAUGAAAAAUCCAUUUGAGGACUCCUCCGCUGGAUUUGAUACGGCUAAUGUAGCUGCUGCACCAGAAAAAGCAGCACCAUUUCAGGACAAUUCAGCUGAUAACUUCGGUUCCACUCAGCCAACUAAUAUCUUUGGCGUGCCUCAAGAUAACGCCUUCGCAGAGUCCGAUGGGUUCGGAGAAGAAGAUGAUACUUUUGACACAAUGCAAACAGGUGGAUUCGGAGCCCAAUCAAGUCCUUUCGCAGCCAGUAAUGCCUUUGAAUCAAGUCAAACGGAUUUCUUUGGUGCAAAUACCGCUAGUCAGGUACCAGCAUCUACAGCAGAUUGGGGCGCCACACCAGAGCCGAUGGCGCAUGAUGCGCGUCCCUUCCCUGAAUCUCAGGAUGCUUUUGAUGCCUUCUCCGCCAAGUUUGAUAACACAACUGCUAAUCACGUCUCAUCAGGUGCUUGGGGAGACGAUAGCAGCGCAGAAAUACCGGCAUCUGGUUUCGAUGCUGAUGGUGAUAGCGAUCCAUUCCUGGCCAUGAGCGCCCCGCCGCCGCCACCAGCCGCCACGCCUCGCCUCCAAAGCCAAGGAUCUCAAGAUUCUGGUGAUGACAACUUCUCACUGUUUAUCAGACCGAAAGAAAUUGAUAUCGGAGGUACAGGAGCAGCAGUCCCGGCCCUGGCGCCGCCGCCUCGCCCUCAGGCUCUGCCGGAGUCUCCAAGAGCCAAUCCAUUCGACAAGAGCGCUGAACAGCAGCAGCUGCGCUUUGAAGCUCCACAAGAAACGCGAGAACGUUCGGGAAGCCAGGGUUCAGGAGGGGAAACACCACCGACACCGCUGUUCGAUGACGACAUAUCGCAGCCUCUUGAAGACUUCCCCCGAACCAAAUACCUGGGGCCUGGCUGGGAAAUGCAUCUGCGACAGCCGAAUAAGAAGAAAAUUACUGGUCAAAGAUUCUGGAAGAAAGUGUUCGUCCGGCUAACAUUCCAAGGAGACAACCCAGUGGUUCAGUUGUUAAACACUCCAAAUGACAAGGAGCCCUUCCAAGAAUUGCCUCUUCAGGCAUGUUAUUCAGUCUCUGAAGUUGGGGCCCAACAGUUUGACCAAUUUGGCAAGAUCUUUACUGUCAAACUGCAGUAUGUCUUCUACAAAGAGCGGCCCGGAGUCAGGCCGGGCCAAGUGACUAAAGCAGGGCGUAUAACAGACAAGCUAUCACAGUUUGCAGCAUAUGCCAUUCAAGGGGACUACCAAGGAGUUAAAGAGUUUGGAAGUGAUUUGCGGAAGCUUGGUCUGCCUGUUGAACAUGCUCCUCAGGUAUCACAACUAUUCAAGAUCGGCUCUCUGAACUACGAAGAUGUGAAACAAUUCUCAUACUGCAUCGAAGAGGCGCUGUUCCGGCUUCCAGCUCAUCGUGAUCGCGCCCUCACCUAUAAAAUGGAAGAGGUUCAAAUAACUGCCGUUGAUGAGCUGUACGUGGAACAGGAUUACGAUGGAGCAGUCCAAAAACAAAUUGCUAGAGUCAGGUUAUUCUUCCUCGGGUUCUUGAGUGGUAUGCCUGACGUGGAAAUGGGAGUUAACGACCUCCGAAGGCAGGGUAAAGAGGUGGUGGGACGCCAUGAUAUCAUACCGGUUGUGACUGAGGAAUGGAUCCGAGUUGAAGACACCGAGUUCCACGCCUGCGUACAGCCAGAGGAGUUCACUAAAUGCCAGAUCAUAAAGUUCAAGCCUCCUGAUGCGUGCUACAUCGAACUGAUGAGGUUCCGUGUUCGCCCACCGAAAAAUCGUGAACUGCCUUUACAGUUGAAAGCAGUUUGGUGUGUCACUGGAAAUAAGGUGGAGCUACGAGCUGACGUCUUGGUUCCUGGUUUUGCAUCCCGGAAAUUGGGGCAGAUUCCUUGUGAGGACGUAUGCAUUCGGUUCCCCAUCCCCGAGUGUUGGAUCUACUUGUUCAGAGUCGAGAAACACUUCCGUUAUGGCUCGGUUAAGUCUGCUCACAGACGUACCGGAAAGAUCAAGGGCAUAGAACGGUUCCUUGGGGCGGUCGAUACUCUAUCUGAGUCCCUGAUUGAAGUAACGUCAGGACAGGCCAAGUACGAGCAUCAGCAUCGAGCCAUCGUCUGGCGGAUGCCAAGGCUACCUAAGGAAGGCCAAGGUGCAUACACAACCCACAAUUUGGUCUGCCGUAUGGCUCUGACCUCUUACGACCAAAUACCUCAGGAGCUGGCCAAAUUUGCCUACGUGGAGUUCACAAUGCCAGCGACUCAAGUGAGCCACAUGACGGUGCGUUCGGUGUCUCUACAGAACUACGACUCUGACCCGCCGGAGAAAUACGUGCGGUAUCUAGCCAGGCACGAGUACAUUGUCGGCAUUGAGCGUACAUCAGGGCAGGAUGCUCCAGCCUACGCUCUGGUGACCAAGAUCGAGCCGAAGCCCGAGCCCCCUCCACCGGCGGCACCUGUGGUGCCGCAACCACCUUCCUCUGACUCGGACUCUGAUUAGACACUACAAAAGGUUUCUUUACUAUCAUCUUAACCGGCUGAGACCCAGAGAUCAAAAAUUUGUCUGCAAACAUAACUUUGUCUAAACCCUGUUGUCGGUCUCCACAUUAUGUCAUCAUAUGAGGUAUCUGGGUCUCUAGACGAUAAAUGAUGUAGGUAUUUGCAUAGGGUAUUUUGGAUUUUGCUAUAAAGUAUUAAGUAGGAGAGAGAAGGAGAAAGCUUAUAGGAAGGGUACAGAAAUCAUGAAUUUCAACACUUCAUUUAUAAAUAACUUUGUUACGUUACAUUUGAAUAUUUGUUACAUGAAGCAUUUUGUAUAAUAAACAUUACCUAGUAAAAUUAAGAUAUUGUUGAAGUUUGCUCUGAUAUUGUUUUUUAAUCGUCAAUAUGUGUCAAUACAGGCUUUUAUAAACGCUAUACCAAUCUUUAGUUUAUGAAACGAUGAUGAGAAGUAGUAAUCACUUUAUAUCUUUCAUGUUACAGUGACAUAUCUGCAUGGUUAAUGAAUGUAAUUUAUGACAAUGAUUUAGAAUGUAUUAAAUGAAGGAAAGCCUUUAAUAUAUAGAUAGCUUGAAGUGUGUACAUAAAUAAUAUCAUUUAUGAGAGUAGGGUUGUAAACGGAAGGCAUACGGACACGUACCACCGUAUCACAUAGAUAAUUUCAUAAAAUAUAUACUUUAGAUAUAUAACUUGAUAUCUGAUGAACAUUUUUGGAAAGUUUCAGUAGGAAAAAUAGAAGUUAUAAAAAGAAAGUAUAUUUACGUAACUAUCUAUAAAUUACUCAAAUAUAUUACAGAAAAUGAUCAAAGCACUUGUUCACUAGGUUGUAUAUUAGCUUAAAUAAAGAAUCUAUAUAUUUGUUUAUGACAUAUUGGAUUGGAUGUUGGUCAAAAUCGUACGAUUGACAAUAGGAAUAUUAAUAGUUAAAUACAUUAAUGUUUAUUCAUAUGUAUAAUUAAUUAUAUUAUGUAUACUUAAUGUUCGACGAAAAUGUCCAGUACUAUGCUUAUUCGUAGACUUAGAAACUGCGCCUAAAAAUUCAGUCUAACUUAUUGAACCAGAAUAUUUAAAUUUAGACUGAAUUUUGGUCUAUCAUUGAAGGUGAAUUAUUUGUAGACGGAUCACAUUGACAUGCUAUGUUAUUGUAGGUUGACCCAUUAACCAGCAAAACGUGAUAUACAUAGGUAUAAUUACCUAAGUUCAACUUAGUUUUAAUUAUAAAUAGCAAGAUAAGCAAUAAAUUUACCAUCAUCACAUACAAUCACAUAUUUACUAAACUAACCAAGAUUAUAUCUGUCUAUAUGUGGCUGUUGUACUGUAAAUUAAUACCUAAGUUCGGUUAUCUUCAGUAAAAAAUAAGCACAAACAUAUUUAGUUCACGUUAGAUUUCACUGUAUAUUCAAAAGGUUAAAUGAAAUUAUAGUUUCAUCCAUAUGAUAGUUUUUUUAAUGCUGUAGUGACCACUACUAUAAAUACACAUAUAUAUUAAAUCAUGGACGUUAUACAUUAUGUUUAUCUGUAAAAUUUACCAAUUAUUUGAACUAUCAUUCGAUUAGUGUUCUUUGUAUAAACUUUGUGGGGCGUACAUUUUUGUGGACGUAUAAAUUUAAAAGUUAGUAACUU
Molecule: messenger RNA, 7765 nt
Organism: Plutella xylostella (diamondback moth)
Lineage: Eukaryota; Metazoa; Arthropoda; Insecta; Lepidoptera; Plutellidae
Biological process (GO): endocytosis
Source: RefSeq, a predicted model, not a curated record